GAUGAGAAAUUAAAAGGGAUUGUAGAAUCAUAUUCUGGAUCUGUUGAUUGGAGACAAGUUGCUAGUUUAUUUGGUGAUAGAUCAGAUAUUCAAUGUCAACAUCGUUGGCUUAAAGCUUUGAAUCCAGAUUUAAUUAAAGGUCCUUGGACAAAAGAGGAGGACGAUAAAGUAGUAGAGUUAGUUGUAACUUAUGGUCCUAAAAGGUGGACACUGAUAUCUAAACAUUUACGUGGACGUACUGGAAAACAGUGUCGUGAAAGGUGGCACAAUCAUUUAAAUCCUGACAUUAAGAAAACAGCUUGGACUGAACAAGAGGACAACCUUAUAUACCAUUUACAUAAAACAUUUGGUAAUAGGUGGGCAGAGAUAGCUAAAUAUUUACCUGGUCGAACAGAUAAUGCUAUCAAAAACCACUGGAAUUCCACCAUGAAAAGAAAA
This is a messenger RNA of Lottia gigantea (owl limpet), 438 nucleotides long. RefSeq lists its product as hypothetical. Lineage: Eukaryota; Metazoa; Mollusca; Gastropoda; Lottiidae. Gene Ontology annotation, biological process: regulation of DNA-templated transcription. Gene Ontology annotation, molecular function: RNA polymerase II cis-regulatory region sequence-specific DNA binding; DNA-binding transcription factor activity, RNA polymerase II-specific. Gene Ontology annotation, cellular component: nucleus. The record is from RefSeq and is a predicted model, not a curated record. The annotation marks the transcript as partial. The transcript is spliced from 3 exons.